CGGGUCCGCCCCACGGUGCUGCCCCGCCUCUACCCGGCGUCUGCGGGACGGGACGGGCCGAAGGAGCAGCAUCAUGGGGCUGGAGCUGUACCUGGAUCUGCUGUCGCAGCCCUGCCGGGCCGUCUACAUCUUCGCCCGGUGCAACAACAUCCCGUUCGAGUUCAAGCGCGUGGAGCUGAUGAAGGGGCAGCAGAGGACCGAGGAGUUCAGGAAGGUGAACGUGCUGAUGAAAGUGCCUGCACUGAAGGAUGGUUCCUUCACCUUAGCAGAGAGCGUUGCCAUCCUCAUGUACCUGGCCCGGAAAUUCAAGACUCCUGAUCACUGGUACCCCUCCGACCUGCAGAAACAGGCCAGGAUUGAUGAGUAUCUGUCAUGGCAGCAAGCCCACAUUCGUGGGAAGGGGAGCAAGCUGUUCAUUAGUAAGAUGCUGGUACCUCUCCUUACAGGCCAGCCGCUGCCUCCAGAGAAACUGGAAGGUGCUACCGAGGAGCUGAACGUUGUCCUGAAUCAGUUUGAGGAGAAGUUCUUGCAGGACAAACCCUUCAUUGCGGGCAGUGACAUCUCCUUGGCAGACCUUGUAGCCCUGGUGGAGCUCAUGCAGCCUGUUGCUUCUGGCUACGACCUCUUUGCAGAGAGGCCCAAGUUGGCGGAGUGGCGCAGGCGGGUGGAAGAAGCCGUGGGGAAGCAGCUCUUCCAGGAAGCACACGAGGAGAUCCUGAAUGCCAAGAGUGUGACUGCUGAUAAAAUUGCACCUGAGCUGCGGGAGCACUUCAAGCAACAGCUCUUAAAGCAAGUCAACUAGAACGAAGGGCGUUACACUCCAAUUACAGUGAAUUAUUUUGUGUAGGCUUUUAGUAAUAUUUCAAUAUUUCCUCUAAUAAUCGUACAAAAAAAAAAACCUGCAUUCUGGAAAAUGCUCUUCAAUUACAGCCUGUCUGCAACUUAAAAGGGAAGAAAACUGCAGCCAGAGUUUGGCUGCUGCUCCUGCCCAGGAGGGUGAGGGAGCACCUGGCCACUAGAGGCUGCUGCGUUACCGAUCAGAGCAAAGGGACCCUUGGAACAAGAGAGCUAUGCAUGUUUUCAAGUGAGAUCUGAGAAGGAUGGGGUGAAUCCCAUGAACGAAGAUCCUCAAUGACAGCCGUUUAAUGCCAUCAUCUAUAUAGCUCAUACACGGUUGAGAAAAGCUGGUUUUCUAGGUAAAACCGCUGCCGACCACAUGGUCGCUUUCCUCAUGCCAUACUGGUUCUCCAUCCCUUCCCCAGCUGCCUUGACAUUUAAAGUAGGUUCCCUACUGCUGAACGCUGCUGUGGCUGGGCCUGUACUGGGGGUGUGUGUGUGUAUGUGUGGUGAUCAGCACCAGGACAAGUGCAGUGCUUAGCAAGUGAUCCAGCUAAUGCUGAAAUAAUUCAUGUUCCACUACUCUUGUGUCAUGACUUACUCUCCAGUAAAGUUAAUUGUUACGCUUGCAA
Messenger RNA from Coturnix japonica (Japanese quail), 1469 nucleotides. RefSeq names its product glutathione S-transferase theta-1-like. Gene Ontology annotation, molecular function: glutathione transferase activity. Gene Ontology annotation, biological process: glutathione metabolic process. Gene Ontology annotation, cellular component: cytoplasm. The record is from RefSeq and is a predicted model, not a curated record. NCBI's taxonomy places the organism in Eukaryota, Metazoa, Chordata, Aves, Galliformes, Phasianidae.